UCAUCCUUGGGUGGUUGCUGUCCAGGAGGAGAUCAAAAUGCUGAGCACGCGUCUGGAUGAGGCAGAGGAGGUUAUGAAGGGGGUGUGGAAACUCAAUAAACGGAUUGAGGACCUAGAGGUAAGUGUAUCUCCUUGCUGUAGUUAUUUGUUACAUUGUACUUGUUGAGUCAGUAAGUUAAAACACAGCAUCAUUGUUGUUUCCAUGUCCAGGAACAGGUUUCAACCCUGUCUGAGCAGGUUGAUUAUCUCACUGUCGAGGUGGGUACCCUGGAGAAGGUCUGUUUCGACUGAUAAUCAGAGGUAUGUAUGAAUAUUUGCGUGAAUUAAUAAGUAGAACUAGUUAAAUGUUGGCGUGAAUUAAUAAGUAGAACUUGCUAAAUGUUUGCGUGAAUUACUAAGUAGAACUAGUAAGAUGUUUGCGUGAAAUAUAAAGUAGAACUAGCUAAAUGUUUGCGUGAAUUAACUAGUAGUCUGAGUUGGUUGGUUCAUCUUAAUGUAUGAAUUUUUUGUUCCACUAAACUGAACUGAACUAGUAGUGUGAGUUGGUUGGUUACUCUGACGGUAUUAAUAAGUUAGAACGAAAAGUACAAUGUAAUUUACUCUGUGUUGGUUGGUUGGUUGCUCUAAUUGUGUUGAGUAGUUGAUUGUAUUAAGUGGGUGAUUUGAUGUGUAAUGACUGCUCUCUGUGAAGUAGUUGUUCUAUAGUGGCUUUUAUAUUGAAUGUUUUGCAGCUAGAGUUUAAUUUUUCUCUCUUGUGGUAGCUUAAACUAGUUUAAAUAGAGUACACAAACCCCAUUAACUUAUUACAUCAACCUAAACCAUAACAAAAAUGGAUCCCUUUACCAUAAACUCUCCCGGGUUUACUUCGCUCCUAGCUUCGCAGAGCAGUCCAGCAAUGGACUGCGACUUUGCUGAGGCAGUAGCCAACUCUCCCGGGAUAGUGAAACCGGUCAUAAAGAGAAAGUGGUCAACAAAAGAAGACCUAGUGCUCAUCAGUGGGUGGCUGAACACGAGCAAGGAUGCUAUUGUCUGUAACGAGCAGAAGGGAGGAUCCUUUUGGAAGAGAAUUGAGCUCUACUUCAAUUCAAGCGCUCAGCUCACUGGCUCAGUUCCUAGAGAAUGGAGUCAGUGUAAGCAGAGGUGGGGAAGGGUGAACGAGCAGGUGUGCAAGUUUGUGGGGAGUUAUGAGGCGGCUUUGAAGGAGCAAUCUAGUGGUCAAAAUGAGAAUGAUGUCAUGAAGGCUGCCCAUGACAUCUUCUUUAAUGAUUACCAUGCCAAGUUCGCCAUGGAACACUGUUGGAGGGAACUGAGAUAUGAUCAGAAAUGGAAGUCAUACUCCAAGACCAGAGAUGCCGGGAAGGAGAAAAGGAAGGAGAAUGAAGAGGUGAUGCCUGAGGAGGAGGUUAGACCGGCGGGUGUAAAGGCUGCGAAAGCAAGCAAGCGCAAGCGGCACGGGAAAGAAGCUGCUUUCGAUCAAAUAGAGAGCAUCCUGGCUGCGAGAAAGAAAAUAUCCCAGCAGAAACUCCUUGAUCGUCUCUUAGCCAAAAAUGAGACUGAUCUAUCUCCAAAUGAAAUCAGUCUCAAAAACAAACUCGUUUCUGAACUGCUAGAUUGAAUUGGUUAACUACUGUUUUUUUUAUUUCCUUACUUUGUUGCUUAGUAGAAUCUAUGUUUUUUCAUUAUUUACUUGCCUCAAUAUGUUUAGUUAUUAAGUUUGUAACUUGGUAGAAUCUCUGUUUCUUAUUAUUAACUUGCGUGAAGAGAAAGAAUUUUAAACUUUGUAGUUUGAUUUUUGUUUUGCAGGUCACGGGAUUGUCAUCAUGUCUGGAUCACGGGUUGCUAUGUCUGAUGUUGCUUGGCUGUUGUUGCUUUUUCUCUACGGAUGCAGUGUACUAUUUUGUUAGUUUGUACACUGCUACUAUGUUCUGAACUCACGGGUUGUACUUUGUUUCUACACUACUUUCAUGUCACGGGUUAUGUAACAAACAAGCAUAUAUUAAUAUGCUCUCUUCAUGUAUGUUUCUAAAUGAGAACUCAACUUCUUCUCAUUGUUUCUCUGUAUCAUCAUAUAUAUUUCCUCUUGUAUUUCAUUCGCACUUGAUCUACUACAAACGAAGAACAGAAGAGCACUUGAACAUUUCCUCUUGUAUUUCAUUUCCAAAGAGUAAUCGGGGAAAAAUGUCAAGCUCCUCAAAUGAUGAAGUAUAUGAAGUAUUUGAAGAAAUGGUCGACGAACAAAUUGAUGAUUUCAUGGACUCCGUUAUUGCCAACGACCCGAAGAGACGAGUGUAUAUCGAAAGAGAUCGGGA
Molecule: messenger RNA, 2309 nt
Organism: Brassica napus (rape)
Lineage: Eukaryota; Viridiplantae; Streptophyta; Magnoliopsida; Brassicales; Brassicaceae
Product: glutathione S-transferase T3-like
Exons: 2
Coding region: 830-1615 (261 amino acids)
Source: RefSeq, a predicted model, not a curated record